AUGCGUCCCAGCAGGAAAAUCACGUAUGGGGAAAUUGCGGAUACCAUUCUACCCUCGGCAAUAUUUACUGUCGACGUCUUGACGACGCUCUCUGCGUCUGUGGACUCGUACGUAAAAUUAGCUCCCCGAGACCGCCGGUCGUUCCUGCAGGAGCAGAUGGAACGGGUUUGGCCAGCUCCAAUCGACUGGGCAAAUCGACCUCGGACAGAUGAAUUCAAGGCCCAAUGGCUAGUAGGUUCAAACUGUGAGCUUCGGUUGCGCACACGAAAGGCUGACCCGAAGCGGAUACAGGCGUUACAGCGUUACUUUCAGGAACAGGGUCGCAUUCGGGAACCGCCUUCUCUCCCGUCUAGCAUUGUUGGGAGAAAAUGGACUGGUCUCAGGGUUUGCGGCAUCGUGUAUAGCGACUCUAUCGACGAGAUGGUCUUCCUAGGCACUGGGAUGCGACCCGGCGAUCCUCGGGGCUAUAUCGGACAUCGCAUCAAGUGCCGCACAGUAUACUACUGGAAACUGCCUCCAGAAGAGAGGGGGCUCCUGGGUGUCAUAGCCAAGGAGUGGCAGAACGGCAGUCUGCCCGUUCAGCAAAAGACAGAUGCAUACUAUCGACGAUUUCAACAAUUUAUCAAGACUGUACACCUUACGGCACUGCGCGACUUUGGUCAGCACAUGGUGUCCAUGGUUAUACCGGAACCGGGCUUGACCAAUCCGCCAAGACUCUAUGAAUUCCUUUACGAGCUGAAGGUCCUCGAUCGACCCCUCGUUAAGACUGUCCCUGUCGGUGAUGUACUCACCGAUAUUUACCUUGAAGUCAAUCACGCCGCCGGCCGAAUUGAGGGGGCGGCUUUGCCUACCGUUCUCGAGAAGAAAUCACGUCUUAAGCGCAAGACCACUUGGGCUCUGCACGAAGAUGACUUCCUAGGUCGCGACGGGAUUCUGCUUCGCGCGGAUGAGUUUGACGAAGAGCUUUUCUUCAAAGAAGCGAUAGCCAUGGUUUAUACGAUAGUGAGAAUGGCUCACAGCAACAUAUCGAACUACCGUGAUUUGGAUCCACCUUGGUCUUCUUUUCAUGACCUCGUCGACGCCAAAUAUCUACUACCAGAUGUCCCUAUGUCUAUCCCCACGAACCUUCGGCAGCCCAACUGUUUCCGUUAUUUGAAGCAUUGGUUUACGGUGACAAAGGGACUUGAAUUCAAACUUUGGCAAAGAAAGAAUAGUCUACCUACGACACCUGUGCCUAUGGAAGAGAGAUGGUGGGCGGCAUCCAUGGCCGAUCAUGUACCACCGGCGAUAUCCAUUCCUUCUGCCGCCCAAGCCGCCUUCGACUUCACACCAGAGCAGUUCAUCUCGCCGGCAACCCGACCUCCGCAGCUUUCUCCUUAUGGCAGCGCCGGCGGUCAUCUGGUGCACGAUGAGGGAGUACGCGAAGACGAGGCGCUGGAGACAUUGGGUAUCGCCGCUGUACCAGAUCCAGAGGACGCACCGCCGGCUGAUCCGGAUAUCUCAUCGCCUGAUGAUUCGGAGACUUCGCAGGGCGAACCGCCCUGUAGAGUGCCGGCGAACGGUGAAGCGAGAGCUCAAUGGUGUCUGAUGAUACCUAACGCAUCACUGUCGCUGAAGGCAGCCGGAAAACAUACGAAUUUACCAGACGACUUGAGUUGGCGUAUGGUGUCCGUUACUCCGUCCUUUACCGCGAACAAGAUACAAAUCUGGCUAUCGUUCUUGCGGAGCAGCCCUUGGACGCUCAGUCAUGGCAGCACUCGAUUAUUUGCCGGCUCAGAGCUCAUAUGGACGUAUAUUCUGGGAUGGAUCGUGUACCUCCGAGGCUACUCUGCCGCUGGUGGUACCGGCUUGGGAAGCGAAGGUGCAGGUUUAUUCACCCUCGGCUACACCGGCUAUAGCAGUAUUUUCGACGCCUUUAACGAAGCCAUGGCCGGAUAUGCCGAAAAAUAUAGCUACCCUGGCUGGGCACCAUCUACGAAGUACGCAGUGGCUAGCUCGAGAAGUCAUUAUUUGGCGUACCUCUUUCGACACGAAGAAUAUGACGUGCUACUUCCAUUGCUGAAGUUGGUAGUAACAUUGCCGGAAGGUCCGCUUGAAUCACCUUUCGCUGUAGUGCCGCAUUCAGCAGCGUCGGACGCGCCGUCUUGGAUCACAAAUCAUCACGGUGUUCCCUCCUGGCAAUGGCAACGUUGCGGCUUGCCUCCAACCGCGCAUACUUGUGCCGAUCUACCAGACCUCAUCACUGAAUAUUUCAAGUGUGGUGACCUGCUCGUGUACGAGUUUGUCCCGCGCUCCCGCGAGACGGCGUUGGCGGUGCUACUGAAAGUAGCCCUUAUCCACUCGGAUUUGGAGAAUAUCGAAGACGAGAAGUGGGAUGAAGGCGGGGCGACCAUCUUAGAGCACUCUACGCUUCGAGGACAUACACGCGCUCUUCGAACCGCAAUCGCGGACUGGGCAAACGAGCAAGCUCUGCUUCUGGAGCAACUCCUCCCUACUGAGGCCCGCGCAGAUGCUGAUCACGAUGCAGGGAGCGAGGGGGGGGGGAGCAGGGCCAUGCCGCCCGCGGCACAGAUGUCAGAGGUCACCUCCUCUCCUGGCACUCUUUUGCCUGAGGCUCAAGACGAGGUCGCUGGCGGGAGCGUGCCUGGAAGGAUCGACCCCCGUUAUUGGGCGGUGGAGUUGGAGGACAUGAGUAAAUCGCAUUCGGUCGGAAAGUACCAGGCUUGGCUCGCGGCGCAGCCACGUACAGCUGUGCAAGAGGUGACCAGAAAGGGAUUAGAAGGGCUUUCUCAGCUGGAGGAGAGGCGGAAGGCCAACAGAGCUAUUCGCGAGGUAGCCCUGCAGGAAACUAAGCGCAAGCCUCACGCACGCAAGGUUCCCAAGCCUCAGCGACAAGGCGGCACUUGGCAGCCUAUGCCUCAGGACGGGUCGACUGACGAGGACGAGCCAAUCGUUCGCAAUCCCCCGCUCAAGAGGCAGAAGAAGUUGAUUAUCAAGAAGCCUCGAGCUAUCGCAGGCGGUUCGAAGCCGAGCAAGGCCUCUCGGGGCCGUGUCAGCAAGGCAACACCGGUGUCGGCAAUGAACUCAGUUUCUCCAUCGCGCAGCAUCUCUCCAUUGGAGGGUUUUCGACCAUUCGACUCCUACACCGACGUUGACCAUCCAGAUGCCAUUGACAACGACGAAGAUAUUGAGAUGCCGGAUCACAUCAGCUCACCGAGGUUACGCAUUCACGACGGUCUGGCGCCGAGGUCGGUGACCUUCGACGCCCAGAGCGCCAGCAGCAUCAUGGACAUCGACAGUGACGAUUAUGGUUCCGCCCGGUCGGUUCGACCCUUUCAUCAUCGCCGUUUCGUCUUCGUGCAGCCAGAGCCAGCGGUCUUUCGAUCAGCAAGCUCGACGCCUCUUCCUCCUGCUGGGGAUGAAGCACGGCAUGCUGGCCCCACAUUUGUCGGAGCCCAGCGUCCACUCAUAUCGCCGGGACUGGUGACCCGCGGCACACGCGAUGAUUCCCCAGCUCUCGCGAGAGCGGAGACGGCGGCUGCAGAAAAGAGAACGGAGAACAUUAGGAGGAGCACUAGGUUGCAAAAAAGCCGUUCCGUAGAAUAG
Molecule: messenger RNA, 3606 nt
Organism: Peniophora sp. CBMAI 1063
Lineage: Eukaryota; Fungi; Basidiomycota; Agaricomycetes; Russulales; Peniophoraceae
Source: the annotation of a GenBank genome assembly